UGUGCAGUCUGUAUGUUGAUUUUGGCAGAAACAAUUUUGUGGAGUUUCCGGUGUUCACGUUUUCUAACGUAGUGUCUAGCUUGGGAUAUCGGAAAGAAUAUCAUAUAUGCUCUAGUAACUGUUUAUCCUUGCAACUGCUGUAAAAUAGUUCGAGUUAGUUUUGAUUGGUAACACGUUCCUGCUACAGGAGUUUGUUGGUGGGCGUUUUUUUCCUGCAUUUGCUGGUGCUGGAUGCCCUGAUAAAGAGAGAGAGAAAGUUGGACUUUAUUGAUGGAAAUGUCAGAAGAUGAUAUUAAUACAGAAGAAUACCCCACUGAAAUUCAUGAUUAUCUUGCAGCAUUUGAAAAAUCUCUUGGUUCUGUAGAUGAGAUGCUGAAGACAAUGAUGUCAGUUUCCAGGAGUGAGCUUCUCCAAAAGUUAGAGCCUCUUGAGCAAGCAAAGCUGGAUUUGGUUUCGGUAUACACAUUAAAUUCAAUGUUCUGGGUAUACUUGGCUACUCAGGGAAUCAAUCCAAAGGAACAUCCAGUGAAACAAGAACUGGAGAGAAUAAGAACAUACAUGAACAAGGUCAAAGAAAUAGCAGACAAGAAAAAGGCAUCCAAACUUGAUAAAGGAGCUGCUUCUAGAUUUGUAAGAAAUGCACUCUGGGAACCAAACGCUGAAAAUGAACAUACCUCCAAAACUCCUGCUAAAGGAAAAAAGAGAAAGAUGGACUAAAUUUUUGUUUCCCCUUAUAUAAAUCUGAGACACCUAGAACCUAUUUCAAAAUUUGUUUUGCAUACUGUAUGCAUCUUGCAGAGGUGCUGUAUAGCAACAUCUUGAUUAAGUUAUGCUUAAGAAUUUUACAGGAUUGUAUUUUUUCCAGAACACUUGUCACUGAUGUAAUCACAUUAUAUGUGUAUCUGAAAGUGCCAUUUGAUGCGAGAGAAGUAACAUUUCGUUAUUGAAGUAAUAAUGACCUGACAUAGGCUUGCUGGUAAUACAUACUAGUGAUGUUUUGCUCAUAAUGCCUAAGAAUUCUUUUUUUUUUUUUUUAACUGCUGAAUGAUUGACACUUUUUUAUAUGUACUUA
Molecule: messenger RNA, 1072 nt
Organism: Gavia stellata (red-throated loon)
Lineage: Eukaryota; Metazoa; Chordata; Aves; Gaviiformes; Gaviidae
Gene: C1D
Product: C1D nuclear receptor corepressor
Exons: 6
Coding region: 271-717 (148 amino acids)
Biological process (GO): regulation of gene expression; maturation of 5.8S rRNA
Cellular component (GO): exosome (RNase complex); nucleolus
Molecular function (GO): RNA binding; DNA binding
Source: RefSeq, a predicted model, not a curated record